AAAAGUAUUGUUUGAAACUUUGAAAAGCGCGCUGCACGAUCUCAAUCCAACUUGGGAAGUGACGUGGAGGCCUGCCUUUGCAAACACAUUCCAGUAAAUUCUCUUUGUUUGUACAUCAGAGUUGUCUCCCGAAUUAAUCUAUGCAUAGAAAAUAAGAAAAGUAAAUAGCAGAAAGAGUACCUUCUACCCUCAAAAUACCCUGGAUUUUUACUAUACUGAGAGUUUAUUAUUUGUUUUUUGCCUUUUCCAAACUUUACUUCCACUGCAUCCUACUCAUUUACCAAAUGUAGGAAAGUAGAGAUAAGCUAACACCACCACCAAUUUUCUGCUUCGAAGACCUCCUGAUCUGACUUUUCACAAAAGGAAAAACUAAAGGGAAUUUACACAUCCUACAUAAAUAAGGUUAUUUGAAUGCUGUAUCCAGGUAUGUCCGAGUGACUAUAAGAAGGAAAGACCGUCUUGCCCUGCCGGAGCACACCGGAAGCUGCUCCCCAGCGCACGGCUGAAGAUUGGCAUCACUUUAUGUGGGAGACUUGGAUGUGGGGAUUGUGGAUCGUUGCUGUUUUAGCUCUUGUUCCUUUUAUAUUUUAUCACUAUAGACUAAGAUUGUGUGGAGAGGCUCUUAAUCCGCCAAUCCGUUUGCCUCACUCUGUUCUCUUCGCCCAGUCUAUUCCUCCGCCAGAGCUGAUCACGUGGCAGGAAUUUCUCAAGGAAGGAAGAAACCCUUGCUAAGUCACACCGGAAGCUGACUUUCUACGCACGGGGGAAAAAGAUUGGAUGAAGAAGUUUUUUUAUUUCUUUCUUUACUGUGUAUUCACUUUCUUUUGCUAAUUGUAUGUGUUGGUUUUGCCAUUGUAAGUGUGGAUGCUGUUGCUGUGCACAUUGUAUUGAUUGUGUUAUUUGCAUACAUUGUAAUGACAAGUGUGAUAUAGUGGUCAUAGAAGACGUGCUCUCUCACUAUUUGGUAAUUUGUGCAGGGGAACCUUCUUAUUAUACUCUUAAACCCAGCCCUACAAUACAGGCUGUACUGCGAGAUGCCAGAAGAGUGGAACUGGAAAGGCGGGAAGCAGAUGAGUAUGCUUGUAAAAUAUGGAGUCAGGAUAAAUAUAGCUGGAAGGUUUGGGGCUGAAUGGGUAGGGCUGAGCCUAUUGCUGAUAGGGGUUCAGAGCAAUUUGGUAUGUGUUAGUAACUUGGGUUUGUGGAGUAAUCCGGAAGAUCAACCAAGCAUAAUUAAAUCAUAUGACAUUGGCAGCGGGACCUGUGAUGGAACACCACCUAUUGCGUUCACCCCGGAUUGCUGGAAUGGUGUUCUACCGCAUCCCUGUACGACUCCUAGGAUAUUUGAUAAGAUAGCAAUGAUUGCUUGUCAAGCCCGAGAUUACUCAAAUCCGAAAGCAUGUCAGUAUGUGGGUUAUGUCUUGCGUAAAGGAAUUUGUGUUACGGCCCCUUUCAAAGGGGGGAGUUCCUCCUUAACCCUAGACUGUGGACCCCCUAGAUAUUGGGGAUGGGAACGUGUCCUAUCCCCUACUCAAUUAAAACCGGGAUGGCAGGGGACCUGUAUAUUGAAAAUAGAACCCUUUGAAUUUGGAGCAACAAGAACAAGACAGGGAAAAGGGAAAAUGAGAAAAGCCAGGGGGCUCGAGGACCAUGUGGGAAGAGGACCAUGUGUGCCGUGUCUCAGUGAGGAUGGCACAGCCAUCCGAAUGAGAUCAGGAAUACCAAACUCCUGUGAAUGGUUUGAUUUAACCACAUGUGUUUUUGGCUCCGAUCGCCCAAUGGUUGUUUACCGAUGUAAUGGGACGGAAGGGGUACUUUGUUACGACCCAAGACGGAGAGGUAUGUCAUUAGAGGAAGCGCUCAAAAACCGAGGUAAGAGGAUAACCACCACCCUAACACCUGCAUUGCACACACGAUCAGCCUCACCUAGUACAACUGCAAUGGUUCCAGUAAUAGCGUCACCAGUAGUAAAACCACGGGGUACAAUAAAGACCAUAGAUAAGGAACAAUGUAACCCUUGUAUAAAGACUACAAUCCAAGGCACCUUAAUUUCUAAAACUUUAGUCUAUCAUACUUACAAACCUGACGGAUGUACACCAUAUACACCACCCACCUGUCAGGUCAAAACCACAGUAUAUCAUAUGUGUGUCUUAAAUGGCAAGGUGCAAUGUUAUAAUCCCACUGAGGCUAAAGUAAUUACCACAUAUGAAAUGUCAAUAUAUACUACUGAGUGUGGAAGGGAAGAAUUGUUAAACAAAACAGAGUUCCGGUCCUUGGGAAGGCAGGUUGAGUUAUCCUUUGAUGCUUGCAUGGCCAUUAAUCGUAAUUGUGAUGUGUGGAAAUCAACAUGUGGGACAUUAGAAUGGGAAAGAAGUUAUAUGUUGGACAAAAAGUACAUGUGCCGAAAGCAGGGAGAAUGCAUUGAUCGGGACACAUAUAGUUAUUGUCCAUAUUGGGCUUGUGCAGUAAUGUGGACAGGAGGUCAGCCAGGGGGCUCCCAAAGAUGCAAGCUGGAAAAUGGGGUAGCUAGAAGUAACUGUCAACGGAACCAAUGUAAUCCGAUAAAGAUUACAUGUACCCCAACAAAAUUAUGGAAGGAGGACUAUGGAUUAGGAAUCUAUGCGAAGGGAAAGGAUCCUCUUGUAACCCUUCGAUGGUAUGUCACUAAAACUACUAGAAAAUUACAGGAUACAAAAGGACUAUUUUGGUCAUUUUAUUUAGAAAUGGAAAAACUCAACAUCCCUGAGAUCCCUAAAUAUGUAACUAAUACUUUUGUUAAGUUGGCUGAGGAUAUAGCACACACUCUAAAUGUAUCUAACUGUUUUGUUUGUGGGGGAACCAAUAUGGGAGAAAAGUGGCCAUGGGAGGCUCAGGAGUUAAAUUAUUCAAAGGUAUUAGAAAUGGAUCAGAAAGGUAAUUUGUCAUACACUAAGGGGAAGGAUGGAGAUUGGACACUUACCACUAAUUUGGUAGGUAAUGUAUGCUUUAAACGCAAGAUUAUAAAAGGAUGCAAAGAAGUUGGAAAUUUAAUAUGCAUCGGAAAGUGGGAAAGCAAAGUAUGGUGGUCGGGCAAUAAUGCAACAGAGGGUAUUGAUGAGCAAGCCCUAUUUAACAUUGAAGGCUUGGCAUUUUUGAAUGAUCCGGAUAAUCAGACCCUCGGAUGGCUAGCGCCCGAUGGACUAUAUUGGAUUUGUGGAAAGAUGGCAUACGGAUAUCUACCUAAGAAUUGGUGCGGAGCAUGUGUGUUAGGAAUAAUCAGACCGGGUUCUUUCUCUUACCUUUGAAGACUAGGCAGGUUCUGGGUGUCCCUGUGUAUGAUGAAGUGGGAAAUCUGAAUAGACAAAAGAGGCAUGUGGAUACAUCUCUCAUAGGAAAGGUAAAAGUUGGUGGUAAUCAACCCACAUGGGGAGAGGAAGAAUGGCCUGCGGAACGAAUUAUACAGGUUUAUGGACCAGCAACCUGGGCAGAGGAUGGUUUGUAUGGCUAUCGAACACCUAUAUAUAUAUUGAAUAGGUUGAUUCGUUUACAGGCUGUGGUUGAAAUAAUUACCAACGAGACAGUAAAAGGCCUAACCCAAUUAGCUAGGGAAAGUGUGAAGUCAAGAACUUAUAUUAUGCAAAAUAGACUGGCUUUAGAUUAUUUGCUUGCUAAGGAGGGUGGAGUGUGUGGAAAAUUUAAUCUAACCAAUUGUUGUAUUGAAAUAGAUGAAAGUGGUAAGGUCAUAAAAGAAAUCACAGAUAAGAUGGUUAAGAUAGCUCAUGUACCUGUACAAACUUGGAAAGGAUUAAACCUGAGAGAUAUGUUUUCCGGGUGGUGGCCAAAACUACCUGGAUUGCAAGCAAUUGUAGGGUUAAUUGGACUAAUAGCUGCAGGUUGUGUUAUACUCCCAUGUAUUUUACCCCCAUUUUGUCAAAACUAUUUCUAACAGUCUGUCCUUAUUGGUGGAGAGACGGGCGACAGCUCAAGUAAUGGCCAUGUGGGCUUAUCAAGAACUCCAACCUGGAGGGGAACCUGAGUACGUGACUCUUCUGGAUAUGUCAGAUGAGUCACGAAGGGGGGAGUGAAGAGGUUAAAUCUAAGGUACAUAAACAUUCUUUGGUCCAAACCCAAAAGCCUCAAUAAAUAGGCCUGAAACCUUGGUCAAGGUUAAAUAUUUUCUUUAUGCCAGUAAGGAGUUGCUGAGAUGACAGAGGGUAUUUUUAUCUGAAAAGAGCAGACUGACCCAGACAGAUGCAUCCUGUUGCUGACUUCUGCAUUUCACCCCAAAUGUCAUGUAUAACGUGUGCUAUGUAUAAUUAUACCCCAAUAUGUUCAUGUGACUUCCUUUUUGUUGUUAUCUAUUACUAAAUGUCUGGACUAGACAUCUUUCGUUUCCUCUAAGACCAAAUAUGUCUUAAUGCAACCUAGACAAUGUAUACGUAGUCUAAAAGUAUAAAAGCAACACCUCUGUCCACCCUUCGGGGUUCAGACAAUUUGCUGUGUUAACUGCUGUUUGAACCUUAUGCAUAAUAAACCUUUCCUGCGUUGAA
Messenger RNA from Pantherophis guttatus, 4526 nucleotides. The record is from RefSeq and is a predicted model, not a curated record. NCBI's taxonomy places the organism in Eukaryota, Metazoa, Chordata, Lepidosauria, Squamata, Colubridae.